Messenger RNA from Triticum aestivum (bread wheat), 1994 nucleotides. RefSeq lists its product as uncharacterized. The record is from RefSeq and is a predicted model, not a curated record. Gene Ontology annotation, molecular function: protein binding. NCBI's taxonomy places the organism in Eukaryota, Viridiplantae, Streptophyta, Magnoliopsida, Poales, Poaceae.
GCUUGGGUGGCUGUUCGGAUGGGCUGGCCCAGCUGCAAAAUCGAGUGCGUCGUCGCCGGAGUUCCUCAACCUCUCGUGCCGUCGUGUCUAAAAAAAAAGCUCUCGUGCCGUCGUGAAGCCCUAGGCGCAGGCAUGGAACAUGAAACUGAUGCGAGCCGGCGAAAGCGAAUCCACGCCCAUCGCGGCGGCGAGGGCGCGCAGUAGUCGGCGCUCGGCAGCAUCGGAUCCACCGCCACCGCUGCCUCAGGAAGGCCUCCAGUCGGCCGCCACCGCGCCUCGGAUCCGAUGGACACGGGCGCAGAUCCUCCACGCCACCGCCGGCUCAGGAAGGCCUCCGAUCUCCGCACCGCCCCCGCCUACCCACACCCGAAACGGAUACGCCCGGGCGAGGAGCACAACAGUUGCUGUGAGGACAAGAUCAGCAGCUUACCUGACGAGAUGUUAAUCUUGAUCAUCGACAAGCUAGAUGCACGGACAGCGACAAACACCACUAUCCUUUCGAAGCGAUGGCGGGAUCUCUAUACACACUCACACACAUGUUAUGACCUUACGGUUGAUGACAUUCUCCCUCCACGGUACCACAGACUGAAGCAAAUUGUGGUGGAGGCUGAGGCAGGGUACGAGGCAAAGAAGAAUGCACUGAAGUCGGAUGACAGUGAUGCUUCUAGAGACCAGUUAUAUUCCUUCAAAGACUGGAAGUGGAAAGUCCGUCUGCUAACACCCAUCCUGCAACGUUAUGAGCGUUCGGCCAUGCGACGCUAUGUUAAACGGGUGAAUGCAUUCCUUCUGGCUCCCAACAAUGUUCAGCCACGGUCUAUCCAGAAGCUGAGGCUUCAAGCCUGUGGGACGAGCUAUUUCACUGAUCAAUGGAUUACGCAAGCGAUUGGCAGAUGGGGCGUUGAAGAUUUGGAGCUUGUCAUUGACAACUCUUGCUGGCUCUAUGACUUCCGGCUGUUGGAUGGAUGCAAAAAUGUGCGGCUGAAACGGCUUGUGCUAUCCAAUUGUUAUCAUUUUGUUGCACCCUACUCCUUGACGUUUCAGAGGCUCACAUCACUCACUCUCUGCAAAGAAAGUUCACGUAUGUCACGCGUUGAUGAUAUUCUGAGAAACUGUGUGCAGCUGCUGGAUUUGAGGCUGAAAGAUUUUAGUUGUCGCCAACCUGCUUUUCAUAUCUUUGUUCCUAACUCAAAGUUAAAGAGUCUGCAAUUGGACAGCUACAACACUGUGGGUGCCUACCUGGGUUUGGUGCCUUAUCUUGAAACAUUUGCUUGUGGUGGUCAGCCAACUAUACUACACUAUGGCGUGGUGCCUCGACUUAGGCAUGUGAGUCUGAACUUCUUGCAAACUAGAGAUGACGGCAAGGAUGAUUCCUCCGGUAGCGACAGGACAUAUCAAAUAAGCAAAUUCUUUUUAGGGGAGCCGCCACCGCUAGAGUACCUUGUUCUGCAGUUAAGAGGGCGUCAGAUGUGGAUUGAACUAACCGCCAUUCGCAGCCAGCUUAAUCAUCUCAAGAAACUAUUCAUUGCAAAUGUGCCAAUGAACUGGGAUACAUUCUGGAUUCUCCACCUACUUGCUGCCGCACCUGCCUUGGAGUCGCUCCAUGUUCAUCACCAUCACCUGAAAGAACUCGUGGUCAUCGGCUUCGGCGGGGCGGCCUGGCAGACAGGCUUUGUGAAGCAGAUCAUCCAGGCAUCGCCGAUCCUGGAGCGCGUCCACCUGCUGGACGGGCACGUUGUCGAUGAUGAGGAUCGGGAGCUCGUCGGCCUGGAGAUCGUCCGCCGCCGCCGGGAGUGGCACGAGUGCGAGAGAUUGAAGGUGCUCGACGAACUGACAGACGGGAUCAGUUCGCCGCAUCUCAAAAUAGUUUUGGAAUGACUUUUGGUAAAAGUCCGCUGUGCCGGUAGCCUUCCGUUCUGUAGGGCUUGCAGCUGUAUGCCAGGGCCUAAUGAUUAUGUUAUGCUGGCUCUAAAGAUAUUGAACAACAUGUGUUUGUA